Molecule: messenger RNA, 1485 nt
Organism: Euleptes europaea (tarantolino)
Lineage: Eukaryota; Metazoa; Chordata; Lepidosauria; Squamata; Sphaerodactylidae
Gene: ERLEC1
Product: endoplasmic reticulum lectin 1
Exons: 14
Biological process (GO): retrograde protein transport, ER to cytosol; endoplasmic reticulum unfolded protein response
Cellular component (GO): endoplasmic reticulum lumen
Source: RefSeq, a predicted model, not a curated record
AUGAAGCGGCGGCUGCUGCAGCUCGGGCGGGGAGCGGCGGCGUGGCGGCUGUUGCUGCUGCUGUGGGGGCUUCUGGCGGUGACGGCCACCGCCGCUGGGGGAGGCCGGUCGCUCCCCCAGUUCAGCGACGACGUCCUUUUCCGAGUGAACUGGCCCGGCAGCGAAUUCAGCCUGCCGGCUGCGGGGGUUCUGUACAAAGAAGAUCAUUACGUCAUUAUGACAACUGCAGAUAAAGAAAAAUACAAGUGUGUUCUUCCAGCAGUAGCCAGUGGAGAUGAGGAGGAAGAAAAGGAUUACAAAGGGCCAAGCACUGCGGAAUUGUUGGAGCCUCUUUUUAAACAAAGCAGCUGUUCUUACCGAAUUGAAUCCUAUUGGACUUACGAAAUCUGCCAUGGUAAACACAUUCGUCAGUAUCAUGAAGAGAAAGAAACUGGAAAGAAAACAAAUAUUCAAGAAUACUAUCUUGGGAACAUGCUGCGGAAGAGCCCACUGUUAGAUCCAGAACAAGAAGAUAACGACAAUGAUAAAGACAGUGCAAAAGAGGCAAGUAGGAUCUAGAUUCCUACAAAAAAUAUAGAAGGACAGAUGACUCCAUAUUAUCCUGUUGAAAUGGGCAACGGCACACCAUGUAGCUUGAGACAAAACCGGCCCAGAUCAAGCACGGUUAUGUACGUGUGCCAUCCUGAAUCAAAGCACGAGAUCCUAUCAGUAGCAGAGAUUACGACAUGUGAAUAUGAAGCGGUCAUUUUAACCCCCCUGUUAUGCAGCCAUCCUAAAUAUAGGUUCAGAUCUUCCCCUGUGAAUGACAUAUUUUGUCAAUCACUGCCAGGAUCCCCGCUGAAGCCUCAUAACUUGGAGCAGCUAGAGAAGCAGCAAGAAAUGCUGAAGAUGCCUUUGAGAAGGGCCAAGGAGGAAGAAACUAGUUCAGCAAAGGAAGAGAAAUAUUCAUCUGUCCACAAACCGGUUGCUGUUGGAAGCAACCAGCUGUUGACAGUUGGCACAACACACAUCUCCAAACUGACAGAUGAGCAACUCAUACAAGAAUUCCUUAGCGGGUCUUACUGCUUCCACGGGGGAGUUGGUUGGUGGAAGUAUGAAUUCUGCUAUGGCAAAUACGUGCAUCAAUAUCAUGAGGAUAAGGAAAAGGGCAAAACAACAGUAGUUGUGGGGACCUGGAAUAAAGCAGAACAUACUCAUUGGGCACAGAACAAUGACGCCAGAGCAUAUCAGCUCAGAGAUGAUGGCCAGAAAGCUGUGAAAACAGUGUCUCAUUACUAUGGAAACGGAGAUCCGUGUGAUUUAACUGGCAAGCCCCGACAGGUGACAGUGAAGUUGAAGUGUAAAGAAUCAGAGUCUCCUCAUGCAGUAACCGUGUAUAUGCUGGAGCCACAGAUCUGUCUAUACAUCCUUGGGGUGGAGUCACCGGUUAUCUGUAAAAUUUUGGAUACGGCAGAUGAAUAUGGACUGCUUUCAGUGCCCAGUUAA